Messenger RNA from Colletotrichum chrysophilum, 588 nucleotides. RefSeq lists its product as uncharacterized. Gene Ontology annotation, molecular function: chromatin binding. Lineage: Eukaryota; Fungi; Ascomycota; Sordariomycetes; Glomerellales; Glomerellaceae. Gene Ontology annotation, cellular component: nuclear inner membrane. Bases 1 to 588 code for a protein of 195 amino acids. The transcript has a single exon. The record is from RefSeq and is a predicted model, not a curated record.
AUGGUACGAACCCGCUCUGGGAAGGAGUCCCACCCCGAUGACUCCCAAAUCCCUCCCAUACCACCCGAUGAAAACCACCCUUCGAACGAGAUCCUCAACCCGCAGCCGCGCCUCGCGAUGAAGAAGCAACGGUCCGAGAAAGCCAAGGCCCGGUUCAUCGUCGACAAUGACGACUUUACCGGUGCAGUUCAACGAAUGCAUCUGGACAGCACCAAGCCAUCGUUGUCCAAAACAUUUUCUCCUGAAGAGGUAGCCUCCAGUUCCAAGCCUUCAGAAAAGACACUUCAAGAAGGCCCGGCGGAAUCGAAAGGCGAUGGUACUGCAGCGACUCCAUUGGAAAAUAUCCCUUCUAUGUGGGACGACGUCGGCUACCUUGACCCCGACUUCAAGCCCUCGGCCAUGAAGGUCGCCACCCUCCGGAAUGUCCUCUGUCGUCACAACAUCCACUACAGUUCUGCGGAUACCAAAAAGACCUUGGUAGACAUCUUUGACAAGGAGAUAACGCCCCGGGCAGCUGCCACAUUGACGGCCAUGGGCAAGAUAGCCCCUAGCAGCGAUGGAAUCGUGGAUGUUCAUCAGGGUAACUAA